AUGGGCUUUGAUGAAAGACUGGUUGACCUCAUUAUGUGUUGUGUCACGUCGGUCACAUAUCAAGUCUUAGUCAAUAGGCAAGCAAGGGGAAAAAUUCUACCAAGGAGAGGGUUACGACAAGGAGACCCCCUCUCCCCCUCACUUUUAAAUGGCGCAGAAGUGGAGAAGAAGAUUAUAGGCCUCCCUGUUGCUAGGGCGAGUCCAAGGAUCUCACAUCUUCUUUUCGCAGAUGACAGUCUUUUCUUCGGUAUGGCUGAAUUAAGCCAAUGCAAAGAGAUCAUGAAAAUUAUAUACAUAUAUGGGAAGGCGUCAGGACAACGACUAAAUGCGUCCAAGUCAUCGAUUUUUUUUGGAAACCGAGUGGAAAGUUCUCAGAAACAUGAUAUAAAAGAUGUCUUAGGGUUUUGUUCAGAAGGUGGCAUGGGGAUGUACUUUGGGUUACCGGAAGGUGGCUCAAAGAUGAAAGUGUUCUCAUUUGUACAAGAUCAAUUCAAUGGCAAAGUCAACAUAUGGUCAUCGAGACUCCUCUCUAAGGAAGGAAAAGAAGUUCAAGUCAAAUAUGUGGCUGAAGCAGUUCCGACAUUUGUGAUAUCGUGUUACUUGCUUCCACAAGGCAUUACCGAUAAACUAAGGAGCACAACGUCUAAUUUUUGGUGGAGUUCAAAACAAAACAGCAGAGGUUUACACUGGAUAGCAUGGGACGAGAUCUGUACCCCCAAAAUAUUUGGGAGGACUAGGUUUUUGAGAUCUUCAUGA
Molecule: messenger RNA, 756 nt
Organism: Raphanus sativus (radish)
Lineage: Eukaryota; Viridiplantae; Streptophyta; Magnoliopsida; Brassicales; Brassicaceae
Exons: 1
Coding region: 1-756 (251 amino acids)
Source: RefSeq, a predicted model, not a curated record